UGUAUUUUAUAGUAAGGUCUGAAUUAAGGUUGGCGGUUCCUGGGAAAUCUUCGGUUAUCCGGAACCGACAACCGAACCGAAAAUUUUCGGUUAUCCGUCUUUUUUCGGUUCCGGAUAACCGGAACCGCCAACCUUAGUCUGAAUGUAUGUAAGAUAUUCAAAGGGAGACAACUGCGAACUGACAUUUUCUGGCACCCAGUAAGGUUCCUGUUUAAGGUGAUUGAGGGAUGGGCUCUUUAAUUGAUGGGCUCUCCUCUGUUUGCGAAAGGACCCUUGGUUCUUCGGCCUUCAGUUUUUAAAUGUGAAGGGCUCACCCCUAUACUACACACCAAAAUAGUACAGUAUUUAUAAACUAUGAUACUGGACAGGACCCAUGACCGUUUUCAAUUUUAUUAGGGUUAAGUUUUGUCCGCAACUAUCGACAAAAGAAAUAUUUUAUUCAAAAAAAUUUUUUAGCUUUGACAAUAAUAAUGUUAUACAAUUACCUCCAACAUAUGUUAGACAGGCUCCAAUCUUUGGAUUUGUUGCUCACAAAAUUCCAGUUAAUGGAAAUGUAGAAAAUUCUUGUCAUAUGUUUGCUGAAUUAGACCCAGGCAUUUUAUUAAAAUUAAAAAUUAAAAGAAAAAUUUUUUUGAAAUUAAAGAUCAACCAGCUUCAGCUGUCGUUAGAUUUAUCACAAAUGUAAUGAUGC
Molecule: messenger RNA, 691 nt
Organism: Meloidogyne enterolobii
Lineage: Eukaryota; Metazoa; Nematoda; Chromadorea; Rhabditida; Meloidogynidae
Source: the annotation of a GenBank genome assembly